AUGGACUCCAUUCAACGCCGCCACCUGCUGCUCUUGCACCAGACAGAUCUCUCCUUAGCACCAUCCCAAAAGCAUAUCGAUGCCCUGCGCGCUGCCGUUGACCGCACGACGGAGGAGCUCACUGUUAAGGGCUGGUCGCUGAUGCAGCGGCGGAUAGCCGACCUGUAUGCUGUUGCAAUGGGCCGGGCGCUGCGCAACAAAAGCGCAGUCUCGGUGGAUAUUGUGCCGGCGGAUUUUUGCGCGUACUCGGUGGAUGAUAUGGAAGAAUUCAAAGGCUGCACUACGCUUGUGGCGGCCAGUGACAAUGACAACCUCCGCGCCCCACUCCCCUGGACAACCCACCGUCACGUAGCCGUCGGCGGUACCUUCGACCACCUGCACACCGGCCACAAAAUCCUCCUCACCGCCACAGCUCUUGCCACCACCCACCGGAUAGUCUGCGGAAUCUCUGCCGAUGCACUAUUGGAAAACAAAAAGCACAAGGAGUUUCUCCAAUCUUACCGCACACGAGAGCCUGGUGCCGAUUGCGGAUCAUAUGGCCCGACUGCUACGGACUCGACAAUUGGGGCAUUGGUGGUUUCGCAAGAGACUUUGGGUGGGUCGAGUGUACUGAAUGUGAGGCGCAAGGAGAAUGGUAUGGUGCCGAUGGAGCUGAUGCCCGUUGAUCUCAUUACUACGUCUGCUGGUGGAAAAGACAGCAGCAUUGGUGAUGCUGCUGCGGAUCUGGAUGAGGAGUGCGGCGCUGCUGUUUCUAGCGAAAACACGGCGCUCAAGGUCAGCUCUACUGCGAUUCGCGCUGCGCUAGCAGAGCGUCGUUUGACCGAGGUCCAGCAACAAUAA
Kickxella alabastrina is the source of this 840-nucleotide messenger RNA. RefSeq lists its product as uncharacterized. Bases 1 to 840 code for a protein of 279 amino acids. Lineage: Eukaryota; Fungi; Kickxellomycota; Kickxellomycetes; Kickxellales; Kickxellaceae. The transcript is spliced from 4 exons. The record is from RefSeq and is a predicted model, not a curated record.